CCCGUAUCUAGAUUCACAUUAUUGUCACAGUUUUCUGACGUGGUGCUAUCUUUGUUAAAAAUUGAAACACAGAUCAAACGUCACGAAACGAGAGAAAUUACUUUGCUUUUUCCCGCGCUGUUUGGCAGUUGUCAUCUGGAUCUGGUGCGAUACUCGAGAGAAAGAGGUCAAAACCCCAAAGACGUCACUGGCCCAACAGCACAAGAGAUUAUGGUUGUGAUUGGCUGACACCUCAUGACGUCAUGAGAUCUUGCCUGCAAUUUCGCCCAUGAAAAGGAUUCGCUUAGUGUUUGAAAUUUUGAAAAAACAAAUGGGCUAGGGCUGAGGUGGAGAUAUCGUUUUUUGACAUUUUCCUUUAUUUAUUCAAGUUUUUAUGUCUCCUUAACUACGAAGAAAAAAAUCACAUUGGUUUGGCCUAGUUUGCUGUAAAAGAACUGUUCAUGAUGGAAGAUAGUACCCCAGCGACUCCUCCAAAAUGGAAGCGGCCAGACGAAGUAAUGAGACUGCACUUGCUGAAAAAGAGAAGGGCUCUCGCAGCACGAAUGAGUUGUAAUAGUUCUCUUACAGAGUUUAAGAAUGUAUCGGACAGUUUAAAUUCAACUUCUGGCGACCCUAAGCCACCACCUAAUAAGAGAAACUGCUUUCGACGCUCAACUUCAGGUGUGAAGCGAUCUGUCGAUGGAACCCCUGUGCUUGCAGAGUUAGAUGCUUCUAGUGAUAACACAUUAUUUCAUCUUCUUCAAUCUGAUAGUGCUCCUGCACCUACUGCCAACAGCACUCCAACAUCAUUUUCCAUUAUAUUUAACUCGUUCAAUGUAGAUAAAAGAAAAAGUGUAACGGAAGCAACUCCUAGAAGCAAAGGUGCUGCUCAAGUUCCCAUUGAUUGGACUUUGCGAACCAAAGUUCGUUUUAUGUCCCCCAAGCCAUUUCCUUUUAAUGCUACUCUACGGACGUGUGAGGAGGCCUCUGGAAUUACUGGGUUUGUAAGGUGUGUAGACACAGGCCAAACAACUUCAUCCCUGGACACUAGUCCUAAUGCCCGCCUUCAUCAAUGUUGUUUGGUAUGGCAGCAUCCUUGGCUGCCUUGGCUAGACCUUUAUCCUCGUCAGGCUGCCAAAGUUUCAUCCACAUCAGAUGCCAACUUAAACAUAGCUGCUAUGCCAACCCUGCGAGAUAGCUUGCAAAGUGACUGGUCCAAAAGUUUUCAGUCUCUAUUUCAGCUUGUUCGAGCCAGGCAGUGUCCAUACUUUUAUGUCUGUGCUAAUAGCUUUACCUGUCUAUUUCGUGCAGCAGGCAUAUGUGGGGUAUCAGAAACUCAUGCUCUUAUCACUCCUACUACUAGAGGAUUCAGGCAUUUGCUGAAAGAAGAAGAUGUAGAAUUUACUAUGCCCCUUAAAAAGAAUUCUGUGAAGCGUAAGUCAGUGGAUAGUGAAUCUGGUUAUGAGACAUUAGACUCUGUAAAUAGUGAAACAAAUUCACAAUGUGGAAGAAAAGAACCAAUGGACAAUGAAGAAGGAGCAGAUGAUGAAAAAGAUGUUGAAGAAGAUGAUGUGAGCAAUGACAAAUGGCUUGAAAGCAUGGGUAUUGAAGCUGCAGAAAUUCGAAGGCUUAAUACUGUUCAGGUUCAGCAAAAAAUGGACAAGGAGCGGGAUAUUGACAAGACCCCUGAGUCACUUAUAAUGGUUGAGGGUGUUGAGGCCCAAGCUCUAUUUAAUUUCCUUCUCAAUUGCAAAUCGUGCACUGCAACCACCGGACCAUUAGCAGGGAUUCCUCCAACCCUUCUUGCACCUGUUGCAUUUCAUGGUGCAACUUUAAGACCCAAUAAGGUUCGUGUAAGCAAAGUCCAAGUGGAAACCACAAGCUACCAUUCAGUGGAGCUUCAAGGCCCAGUUUUACCACAUGCUGUUCUUGGUCUUUGUGAUUUGUUGAAACCAACUUGUGAUCAAUUUUCCCUGACUUUUGCUAAUUUGGAGUCAACCAAGGCGUUUUCUGAAGCUAUGCAUGCUCAAGCAAUACCUGCCAGUCCAAAUCAAGAAGAGAACCAGUCAUCUUGUCCAGUCGCACCUCCGUGUGCUUUUGGCCAAGAGAAUCUAACAGAUUGUGGGUUAAGUAAAGAUAAUUUAGAACUAUUUUGUUCUUCAGACAAAAACCAAGUUCAGGUCAUGGAGAGUCUAAAAUUUUCACAUGAUGUGUACUCUUGGAUGUAAACGUUUUGUUGACUUCGUAGUUGUUCAUCCUGUAUUUUUGUUUAAGUUAUGUUUUAAAGAAAUGACGUGUUUGAAACUGAAAGGUAUGGGCUGUGCCCUAUGCAUCACUUGCAAAUUGAACAUUGUUGGCUGUUGAAUAGUCGCUCUAAUCUAAUCUACAAUUGUACAUGUAUAUUUUUUAAAAUCUAAUAUAUUUUGUUUGUUUUUUUUAA
Molecule: messenger RNA, 2419 nt
Organism: Frankliniella occidentalis (western flower thrips)
Lineage: Eukaryota; Metazoa; Arthropoda; Insecta; Thysanoptera; Thripidae
Gene: hd
Product: protein downstream neighbor of son homolog
Exons: 10
Coding region: 441-2207 (588 amino acids)
Biological process (GO): nuclear DNA replication
Cellular component (GO): nucleus
Source: RefSeq, a predicted model, not a curated record